GAGCCGGUGGUGAUCAGCUCCCGGCGGUCGGCACGCAGUCGGCGCCUGCUCUCAGUGACACACACACACACACACACUGCCUGCCACCGCACACCCGCCGGACAGUGGAGUAAUAGACGACCGAGACACCCACCGGAGUGCCUCGCUGGCAGGGGACGGCUCCGGGCGGCCCUGCCUGGCAGUGGCGCCAUUUGAACGGCCACACUCUGCCUGCUGAAGUGUGGGAAGACGGUGACUACCGCCAACGCUGCAGGAUAGUACUAACACCGAUCAGAGAACCCUCGAGGUCAAGAUGGAGUCGUUCGAGUCUCUUCUGACGUGCUGCAUCUGUCUGGACCGGUACCGUAACCCGAAACUGCUGCCAUGUCAGCACACGUUCUGCAUGGAACCCUGCAUGGAGGGGCUCAUCGACUACGUCAAACGUCAGGUCAAGUGUCCAGAAUGCCGGGCGGAACACCGGAUUCCGUACAAAGGAAUCCAGGAGUUCCCGAGCAAUGUGACGAUGCAGCGGUUUAUCGACAUGCACUCGGAGAUAUCGGGCGAACUGCCCGACCCAACAAAAGGCCAGGUCAUGGAACGAUGUCAGGUAUGUAACGAGAAGGAAUAUUUGCAACCAUGCGCUCACUGCGACAAGAAGAUAUGCGCGGAAUGCAAGUCGGCUCACGUUGACGUUCUGAAGCGGGAGCUGACUCGCAUCAACGGCCAGGUGCGGCGCGGCCUGCACCGACUGCAGGACAUCUACGACGCCAUUGACAAAAACGCCAGCACGGUGCAACAGAACUGCGUGGCCGUCCGAGAAGAGGUGGAAAACAUCGGUCAGAGGCUCAUCAAGGCCAUCCAGGAUCGCACCGAGUAUCUGAAGGCGGAGGUCGACUCGCACAUGGCCAAUGAAGUACGGAAUCUGAACACACUUAAGAGUAAUUUGGAGCAAGAGAUCGGCAACAUAGAGAGUAACUCUGAGCUCGCUGAGAAGCAUCUCAAUGAUCAGAUCGAGUGGGAUGAUGCCGAGCUGACGGACGCCAAGGACAUCUUCCUCAAGACGGUCGAGUUCAUCCGCAACUUUGAGCACGAGAUGCCGACGGGCGGCGACUCGCGGCGUCCGGUGCGGUUCUCGGCCGCCCAGGACCCCGGCUCCCUCAGCCGGACUCUGGAGCACUUUGGAGAGCUCAACAUCGGGGCCAGCAAACAGCCGGCGAUCACCGACGGCUCGAGUCAGGGUUUCGGCGGCGGCGGCGGGUUCCCGGCGCUGAUGGCCCCCGGUCCGGGCGGGCCCGGUCUGAUGCGCAGCAAGUCGGACCACCGGCUGGUGGCGGCGCUGCGACACCAGGAGGAGCGCGGGUACGGCUACGGAGACGAGUCGGGACGCUCCUCACCCGUCAGCCGGCGUCGGUUCGGCGAGCGGCCCGAGCGGAAGGCCAGCGACGCCGGUCUGCUCGGCGACGACCUCUCGUACGACGCUCCCAGCGAGCGGCGCCACAAGUACCGGUCGCGGUUCACCCGGCGCCACCUGGACGCCGACGAUGACAUGGAGAGCUACCGGCCGGAGCCGUACGCGGCGCAGGCCGACGCCUCUAAAGAGAAGAAGAAGGAGCGAGAGAAGGUGCUCGAUACUGACGAUGCGACAAAGGGUCCUAUUAGUGGCAUUGCUCGUAUUCUCGACGUACCCAAAGUCAUUCAAAAGGUUGUGGAGGCCGAAAGACCGAAGAAGAAAAAGGAAGAGCCAAAGAAAGAAGCUCCGGCUCCAAAGCCCGCGCCCGCUCCGGCGCCCUCGUCGGCUCCCUGGCGUCGGCAGAAGAGUGAGGAUGACGAAAUCGCUAAAAUCAAGAAGAUGAACCAGGAGGCUGACGCGCGAUGCCAGCGAGGUGCUACUGGGGCCACUGCCGCUGCUGCGACAGCAGAGACCACACCCACCAGGACAGCGCAGCCUUCUGCGGAGCGGCGCACGUCCCAGGUCACACCGGCCGCCGCGCCAUCAGCCCGACCAGCCGCUGGACGCGAGGAGCCGAGCAGCGAGGUGGACGAAUCUCGGCGGCGCACCAGCCGGGCUGGCGGUCAGUCCGCGGACAACAGCCGCGGCGGUAUCGCGGACUGGAUUAACGAGCCGUUCGAGACUCCGAGCAGUCGUCGGUCCGCCCCGGCGCCCGCCGUCGCCCCGGCUGCCCCCGACACCUCAGCGGCGAGCGAGCAGCCGCAGCGCCGAGCCACAGCGCCGGCCAGACGUCCGUCCGUGUCGCAGAGCUCUGAGUCUCAGUCGUCUGAGUCGGCAGAGGAACCGAGCACCCCGGCCCGGCCCUCCCAGCCGCCGACCCCAGCGGCAGCGGCCCCUGUAGCGGCCACCGCUGCGCCGGAGCCCGUGGUCACUUCGCCUCCCGCCACCCCGUCCGGCGUCGCCACCGGCCGGCCGCGCUUCCAGAGUCGCUUCCUGGGCCGCGCCAGCACACCCAAGGCCGACGAGCAGGGAGAAGCGGAGACCAGCAGUGGAUCUGACUCGGAAACGGACUCUGAUACGGAUACCUCGUCCGACUCAGAUUCAGAGUCCGAGUCGGAGUCGGAGUCUGAGGCGAAGCCGGCACCUCGUGCUGUUGAUCCAGUCGCGGCGCGCCCCGGCGUCGCGUCUCAGUCCGCUCGCGGAGCCGGCGCCCGCAGAAACACGGCUGACUCGGUGACCGCUGCCUCAGUCAGUUCUCCGUCAGUCGCCGGCAGACGUUCGUACGGCGACCCCAGCCCGGCGACCAGUCGCUACUCGAGCCGCUACGGCAGCGACGCGGAGCCGACGCCGCACGAGACGCGCUACGGCGAGUACGGCGGCGGACAGAGCAGCGCGCUGACGCGGGCGCGCACCUCCUCUGCCGCCGACACGCCGCCGCGCACGCACCAAGUGGAAAACAACUACGCGGCCUACGCGGCCAAGUUCAGCCGACCGGCGUCCCAGCGGCCCACCAGCAGCGACUUGGACUACUCGUCCGCCGCAUCGCCACGCUAUUCCUCAUACACGUCACGUUUUUUAAACCGGAGUAAGAGCUCCGCUGCGCUAGACGCGCCGGAGGAGGCGACUCGCCCGUCGGGCGACUCGGUCUCCUCCGGCCCGGCCGCCGCCGCCGCGGGCGGCAGUCGAACUGAUGGCACGUCCAGAUAUGCGUCCGCCCAGGAACGCCGAUCUUGGCUUGCCCGCAGCGGGAGCUCUUCGGAGCAGGGUGACGAGCAGGAGCGCGGCUCGCGCGGCAGUCCGGCCGUGGCGCGACAGACCAGCGGCGACAGCGGUACGGACGGAGAGCCGGCCGGCGACUCGGCCACUGGAUCACGGAACGAGGCGCUGAGCAGCUGGGCGCAGUAUCUGAAAAACAAGUACGGCUACAAGAACAGCAGGGACCCCGGCAAGGAAACGAGCAAGGUGAUUCCUCGCAGUAAGUCUUCCCACCUGGUGAGCCUGCCGGUGGGCCAGCUGUACGGCGACAUCAACACCGACCGAACCACCACCUGCCAGUCUCCGCCGACCUCGCCCAUCUUCGCGGGGAGUCCGCUGCUCGGACCCCGCUCACAGUACCUCCAGAAGGGACGCCUCAAGUUCAAGCUGGGCUCCCGCGGCGGCGGUCCGGGCUGCUUCACCUGGCCCCGCGGCAUCGCCGUCGGGCCCGACAACUCGAUCGUCGUGGCCGACAGCAGCAACCACCGCGUGCAGGUGUUCGACCAGCAGGGCACCUUCGUCAAGGAAUUUGGCCAGUACGGUAACGGGGAGGCCGAGUUCGACUGUCUGGCCGGCGUGUCAGUCAACCGGAUCGGACAGUUCAUCAUCUCCGACAGGUAUAACCACCGUAUCCAGAUAUUUGACCCGUCGGGCCGGUUCCUGCGCUCGUUCGGCCAGAACGGUACCAUGGAGGGCCGCUUCAACUACCCGUGGGGAGUGACCACGGACGCGCUCGGCUUCAUCUACGUCUGCGACAAGGAGAACCACCGCGUCCAGGUCUUCCAGUCGGACGGCACGUUUGUGGGCGCCAUCGGCUCGGAGGGGCACACACCCGGCCAGCUGGCGCACCCGCACUACAUCGCCGUGAGCGCCACCAACCGGGUGGUGGUCACCGACAGCAACAACCACCGCGUUCAGGUGUUCGACGUCAACGGAAAGUGUCUCAACACAUUCGGCGGAGAAGGCGGCGAGGAGGGCAAGUUCAAGUUCCCCAGGGGUGUGGCCGUCGACGACCAGGGCUACAUCAUCGUCGGCGACUCUGGCAACAACCGGAUCCAGGUGUUCGAGCCGGACGGCACGUUCCUGAAGGCGUUCGGCUCCUGGGGCAGCCAGGACGGAGAGUUCAAAGGCCUGGAGGGCGUGGCGGUGAUGACGAACGGCAAUAUUCUGGUCUGUGACCGCGAGAACCAUCGCGUGCAGGUGUUCUAAAGCGCGCUGUUGUUCUCGUCGGUCUCCCUAGUCGCCAGAUGCGCCGCCAAGUUAACCGCUACCGGGUAGGCGCCGCGCUGACUCAUCUCCAGCAGCUGAGCCACUAGUCAGAAACUCGUGUACCGCGGUCGCAACGUUAUAUAAUACGGAUUCGGUUACAGUGCGACGGCAGAGGUGUAACAGUGAUAGCUACGACGGGACGGCGGCAAGCGAGCUUUGUUUAACCACUGGUGAUCUGUAUGCAGUUCGUUCAAAUGAAAGUGUUAUUGAUAAAUAUAUGACAUUAACUCAAAAA
This is a messenger RNA of Amphibalanus amphitrite, 4688 nucleotides long. RefSeq names its product RING finger protein nhl-1-like. Gene Ontology annotation, molecular function: translation repressor activity; ubiquitin protein ligase activity; protein binding. The transcript has 11 exons. The record is from RefSeq and is a predicted model, not a curated record. Bases 293 to 4393 code for a protein of 1366 amino acids. Gene Ontology annotation, biological process: negative regulation of translation; protein polyubiquitination; proteasome-mediated ubiquitin-dependent protein catabolic process. NCBI's taxonomy places the organism in Eukaryota, Metazoa, Arthropoda, Thecostraca, Balanomorpha, Balanidae.